This is a messenger RNA of Aspergillus pseudoviridinutans, 6564 nucleotides long. RefSeq names its product putative ubiquitin-specific protease UBP12. The transcript is spliced from 5 exons. The coding region runs from base 1 to 6564 and encodes 2187 amino acids. Gene Ontology annotation, molecular function: zinc ion binding; DNA-binding transcription factor activity, RNA polymerase II-specific; cysteine-type deubiquitinase activity. Lineage: Eukaryota; Fungi; Ascomycota; Eurotiomycetes; Eurotiales; Aspergillaceae. The record is from RefSeq and is a predicted model, not a curated record. Gene Ontology annotation, biological process: regulation of DNA-templated transcription; protein deubiquitination.
AUGAACGCCCAACCGCCGUCUUACCCAAGCUCAGAAGAUGACCUUCACGUCAGAGAGCCAUCGUAUCGUGGCCUACACGAUCGCUCAAACCGGCACUCUUACAGCUGCGUUUCCUCCUCUGAUCCUGAGGCCGGCACGGCUCCUCUCCCCACAAGAAAGUGGACGAAACCGCUCCUGGAUGGCUUCGUGACCUUCUAUCAGGCCCUAGCCAGGAAACCGUGGAAUUUGACAGCUACGUUCAAUGAGAUGGCAGACGCGUCGGUCGCUCUCUACACUUUACGGAAGCGGCGCUCGAAGGGCAAACAGACCAUCCCAUCGUGCUGGCUUGACGACGACAGUGAUAGCGACUAUAACCCGGGGCACGAAACAUCGGAUUCUAAGCGAAAGCGUGCAUCUCGCACAGGAGGUUCAACUCGACCCAAAAAACAAUCUAGGAGCUCGGAACAAUUGAUUGUCAUCAUGGCCUUGAAAUCAAUAACUGGAAGAGCAUUCCUUGCCGCUCUUCCCAUGUCCGAGGCAGACAUCCCGCCUGAAGACAACGAGCAGUUGAUGCAGUACUGGAAUAUAGCCGUCUGCACGGUUGAAUCGAACUCGCGAUACUCGCUCCGGAAACGAGAAAGCCCUCAAGAGGGCAACGACCGGCUUGUAGAUCUGGAUGAAGCAGCAGCCAAGGGGUGUUGGGCGUGCCGCAAGAUCCAUCAAGACUGUUCACUCCUCGAAGAUCAGUUUGCAUAUCCUUGCCAGACCUGCAAGGAGGAUAACAUCGACUGCGAGCUGAUCAUCCCUCCUGUGUGGAAAAGAGCCUGUGAGAGAUGCAGACGCUCAGGGAAGACAUGCUCCUACAGCUACGGCGAAACCGACCACAGUGUAUCUUGUGAACAAUGUCAAGCAACGGGAAUUCCUUGUACCGCCGGCCCAGCAAAGAGCAAACCGCCGCUGGAGCCAAGGACGAAGACAGAUAAACGCGAGAGUUGUGCGGGCUCUGGUGACUCUGGGUCCAUUUGGGCCACAAUUCCCCCUCUCCCUGCAAAUGACGAGCCCGAGGACCCUGUUUCCUUUACAUCAGCCCCGAAGAACCGCGGCACUCGGAUUAUCUACACGUCCUUGGCCCAUCCGGUGGACUUCGCCUAUGAGCCACCAUCUGACGGCACGGACCCUUGUCACUGGUGUAGCAAUUUCGUCUAUGGCAUCAUGGGACUGGGUAGAAGAGCCGUCGAAGUCAUCGAUUUCGGUGAUGGGAGGUAUGUCGAAAUAAAUGGAGGACAUGUCAAAGAUGGUCACGAGCCCAGUCGAAUGUGCGUCACCUGUGCAUUGGAGAGAAUCCACAUCGUGAACUGCUCACGUCACGACAUUGUCCCUCUUAAAGGAUACAAAGUAGACACCUUCGACUUCGACGCUGCUUAUAACAGCUUGAUCCCGAUACCAGGACAGCCACCGAAACGGAUCAACCCGUGGUGUUCUCUCUGCCCGAAUCCAGCAUUUUUCGGUUGCAGCACUCUUCAGCUAGUGAACAAAUACCAGGAGCCCGUCGCACCAACCUCACCCCAUGCGCGUGGAUGCGGCUUAUUGCUUUGUGAACGCUGCGACUUGUUGAUGCGAGCCUACCGUGGGAAUAUGGCCAAGGUGGCUGCCAAAAAUGACCAGGCAAAUGCAGAGUUUGGGAGUCGAGCUGAUGUUGUUUAUAUUUUGCCCGAGAAUGACCUUUAUCGCUUUUAUACCAAGGCAGCUGCCACGAGACGUGCGCAGCUCACCGUCACGACGUCUUCCACAAAGCGCCGUAAGGUUGCAGAGCCUCGCAGACCAGGAGGAGCCCUUCCGGGUUUGUCGUUUGCCUCGCAGGCUGGAAGACGUCACAGUCAGCAGCCCCAUUCCGACUCGUCUUCCGUGCCACCAAAUCCUCGCCCAUCGUCUACGUCCGGGUCGAAUCGAAGUCAAAGCCCUUCUGUGUCCCCGUCUCCUCGCUACAUUCCCGCUCAUUUGCAGGAAGAAGUGCUUGGCACCGCCGCCCGCUCCCCGACCCCGGAAUCCGCGAGUAGUGCCGCCGACUAUCCUUCGAUCGCCUGCGCAGGACUCACCCUACACAGCGACGCUAUGACGGAUAUAUCUGGUUCCGACAAAAGAGAUGGCAGUGUUCCGCCUACUGGAGGUGACGUUCGGUCAUCCUCCCCGGGUAUCAAACGGUCGGCUCCUAACGCCGACCAGGAUGUGGAGAUGGAUCUAGGUUCGACGGAGAAGAGAUCUGUUUCGCUGUCCCAGCACACAGACGCGAUGGAUACGACUACGGCGGAGGGGAGCUCGAACGGCAACGGUGACAACUCUGGGUCAGACAACGUCUAUCCCACGCCAUCCAGCAUGUCGACCUUUACCGCCCCCACGGCGACCCGAAAGGAAUCCAAGGCCCAAGCCUCCGGCUCGUCCCACGAUCUCCCUCCCAUCGACGACCAAGUCGCUCAAGUGACCUGCACCAUGGCCCAGCCGUUGAAGGAGAAACAGAAGGGAUAUCUCGUGUCCAUGUCUUGGCUGCAGCGGGUGCUCGCUCGCAGCUCGACCCAUGCCGACAAGGCAGAUAAGUCGGCAGCUGAAGGAGAAAUUGGACCCGUGGAUAACUCAGACCUUGUGCUGGUCACUGACCCGGCGAUUACCGGCUUCCAUGAUGAGGCAGGAGAGCCAUUUGUGCCCUUGCGUCCAGGUCUACAGAUGGGAGAGGACUUUGAGAUAGUGCCCCAGGAAGGCUGGGACCUGAUCAUGCGAUGGUACGGCUUGGCUAAUCAGUCGCCAGCCAUUGUUCGCUAUGCUCACAACACCGUGGAGGAAGGUGAUACUGAAAAUAUUCAAUACGAGCUUCAUCCUCCAAUCUUCACCAUUCUGAAGCUAGCAACCCCGGCAGCGGGGACCACUCCACAGAGUCUAAGAGAGAAGAAUAUGCCACCUGCGAAGGUCUUGUCCAGCCGACACACCAACUUCCAAAAAUGGCUGAAGCAAGUGAAGGGACUGGCCAAUAUUGACAUGUCUACCAAGGUCCGUGUAUGGAGAAUUCUCGGGGGACUGGGAAGCGCGACGGCAUCGGCUGCAAUCACACCCGCUGCGUCACGGAGCGCUUCUCCGGCGCCUACGGCCUCCCUGGUUGCCAAUGCCGGCAACAACCUUGUGCUUGACCUCAACACUUUCCUCUCGUUAUCGGACGGCGCUCAGCGAGAACUGGUCGAUAACGUCAAGGACCAAACAAAUAAUCCUAAUUUCAACGGUCGAUCUACCUUGGAUCGUGUUGGCUUGUCUACCAGUGAUGUUGUGGUACUUGAGGAGCGCGUUGGUGGAGAAUGGGCUUCAGAAGUAUCCAAAAAGACCCUUGAUCGCCUAGGUGUCCCGAGUGGCAGUAUGAAGAAUGGCCUGCCUGCGAAGCUCAAGAACAAAAGUCCUACCAACAGUGGUAGAUCAUCGCCCGCUCCAGAGCCUAUUAGGGGCCGACGUAAAGACGGAAAGCCCAGGGGCUCCACGGGAUUGAGCAACCUCGGAAACACCUGCUACAUGAACUCUGCUMUACAGUGCGUGCGUAGUGUGGAGGAACUCACAUACUACUUCCUGAACGAUGUGUAUAAGAAAGAUCUCAACCCCAGUAAUCCUCUCGCCCAUAACGGUGAUAUAGCCAAGGCGUAUGCGAACCUUCUUCGUAUGAUCUACGACGAAGCGGGUCAGUCGUCGUUCGCUCCCCGCCAGUUUAAACAUACCAUCGGUCGUUAUGGUCCAGCAUUCUCCGGAUACGGGCAACAGGACUCGCAGGAAUUUCUGUUGUUCCUACUGGAUGGGCUGCAAGAAGAUUUGAACAGAAUCCAGAAGAAGCCAUAUAUCGAGAAGCCUGAUUCCACGGACGACAUGGUCCACGACAAGGAGGCUCUCAAAGAGUUUGCCAAUAAGUGCUGGGACAUUUACAAAGCCCGCAAUGACUCGGUCAUCACGGAUCUUUUUGCGGGCAUGUACAAGUCAACCCUUGUCUGUCCUGUCUGCGAGAAGGUCAGCAUCAUCUUUGAUCCAUUUAACAAUCUGACGCUUCAGCUUCCGAUCGAGAAUCUUUGGAGCAAGGAGAUCUUCUUUUUCCCUCUCCACCGCAAGCCUGUCAUCGUUGACGUGGAGAUUGAUAAAAACGCCAGCAUCAAGGCGCUCAAGGAGUUAGUAGCCAAGAAGAUGGGCUCCGAUCCUCAGCGUCUCGUCAUGGCCGAAAUUUACAAGUGCAAAUUCUACAAGAUGUUCGACAACUCAGCGUCCAUUGCUGAUUGCCAGAUCGGCCAAGGCGACGACAUCGCAAUCUUCGAGGUGGAAUCUGUCCCUACCAACUAUAAUCCCGACAAGCGCCAGAAGAGUUACUUUUCUUAUGGACGUUCAGACUAUGAAGAAAUUCCGAGCUUUGACUCGCCCAAGGCAGAUCGAAUGCUUGUGCCCAUCUUCAAUCGCCAUUGCCGACCAAAGUCGAAUAACAGCGGGAAUAUGCAGCGGUCGCUCUUCGGCGCUCCUUUGUAUGUAAUCAUCAGCAGACAAGAAGCUCAAGAUUACGAUGCCAUCCUCCGCAAAGUUCUUGAAGCUGUUGCCACAUUGACAACGCGAGACAUUCUCAAUGAGGAGAACAUCAAGAAAGCUGAUGAGCAAGGGGGAACUCAAGAGGAUUCGGAUACCGUUGUGAUGAAUGAAGAUGACGCGCAAUCUGCAGAUUCUAAAAUCAAGACCUCAUCCGUGGACGGUGAGGAUGGCUUGGUGGACGUUUCCAUGCGCGACGCUUCGGACGAGAUGGAUACUCCAUCUUCACAAGACACCCAGCGUGAAAAUGCUGUCUCGGGCCCUGGCAGCUCUAUUGCACCUGGCCUCCGGAGCCUCUUCGACAUGAAGAUUAUCAAAUCGUCCCACGAGGUUGUGCCUCUCGGCUGGUCUUCAGUGGACGAUAUCAAAGACUAUCCAUUGAUGUCGUCCAGGGUCAAAGCACAGUCGUCUAGCAAACAGAAGAAGGUAAACAUCCGCGAGAAUAUAUUUAUCAGUGAAGACAGGCAAUCUGACAACAGUGUAAAUUCGCAGACAACAUCCGGUACAGUGACCGAGCGAAAGACCAGUGAUGACUCGGAUCAGGAUGGAAGCGCCGGCAGUGCUUCUGACAGUGACUCAGACAUGUUCUCCAACAUCAGUCGCCCUAAGGCUGUAAAGAACCAAACCGACGAGCGUCCUCUGAUCCGCCCGGGCGAAGGUAUCGUGCUGGAUUGGAACGAUCAAGCCCACGAUGCCCUAUUUGGUGGGGAUAAAAAGGGCACUGACGGACUACGUGGUACUCCUACAUGGACCAACGUGGAGCGCAUUCCUGAUCCGGAACUCGCCAAACGCCGUGAUCUUCGUCGGAGCCGGAAGAAGAGGGGCGUUACGCUCUACGAAUGUCUUGAUGAGUUCAACAAAGAGGAGAUUCUUUCCGAGAAUGAUGCAUGGUACUGCCCUCGCUGCAAGGAGCAUCGCAGAGCCAGCAAGAAGUUCGAAUUGUGGAAGACUCCCGACAUCCUUGUCAUGCACCUGAAGAGAUUCAGCGCCAGCAGGGGUUUUAGGGACAAGCUGGAUGUCUUGGUCGACUUCCCCGUUGAAGGGCUGGACAUGAGCGGCCGUGUCGAAGCGCCUGAAGAGGGAAAGAGCCUAAUCUAUGAUCUCUUCGCGGUUGAUAACCACUACGGUGGAUUAGGAGGCGGUCACUAUACGGCCUACGCGAAGAACUUUAUGAGUGGCGAAUGGAACGAGUACAAUGAUUCGUCUGUCUCACGACCAAUUGACCCCCAAAGUGUGGUGACUCCCGCCGCGUAUUUAUUGUUUUACCGUCGGCGUUCAGACCGCCCGCUGGGCGGAAAGAUCUUGGAGGAAAUCGCCGAGUCGUCAACUCGACCAGCCAGCGAGGACAACUCCCCUGCUGGGUCCCGUGCGCAGUCGCCGUCGGGGAACGGGCGGCGUCUCGGCGGCUCCUCCCGCAAUGGGUCGUCGAGCGCCUUAGCCGGAGUCGGAGCAGCUCACCAAGCGGGAGAUGGUGGUUUGCGAACAGGAAUCCGGGCGAGGAAUGAGGACAGUGAUGAUGACGACGAUGAUGAAUCUCCCCCUGACUAUUCGGACAGCCCAGCCGCUGGCGAGCAGAGCCUUGCGAAAGCAAACCGACUGGAAGGUAUGAGCUUUGAUGAAGACGAGUUCGGCGAUGGAGCCUAUGCCAACCCGCUCCCCUACUCAAGCCAGCCCACGUGGUCCUUCGACCGAGUCACAAAUGCUCAUGGCCUUUCACAGAUGACCACAGUACCCCCGGGAUCCAUCUCUGAUGACGAGGAUUUGUUCGACGACGAUGCCAGCAACAAAGCCGUGGGCGGGGGAGAUCUCAGCGACUCCGACUUGCGCCUCGCCGCAUUGACCGGAAGCCCAAUCGGUCAGGGAGUGUUCCCAGGCACGCCCAUGGAGGAGGAAGCUCCGAUUCAGGACAUCCCUCCGCCACUAGACGGUGAUGACGAUGAAGAUUUACCCGUGGUGGAGUUACGGGUGAAUGAUGAUGACCAGAUCGUCUCGGACUGA